Molecule: messenger RNA, 186 nt
Organism: Tupaia belangeri chinensis (Chinese tree shrew)
Lineage: Eukaryota; Metazoa; Chordata; Mammalia; Scandentia; Tupaiidae
Product: small integral membrane protein 30-like
Exons: 1
Coding region: 1-186 (61 amino acids)
Source: RefSeq, a predicted model, not a curated record
AUGACCUCACUUCGAACACAGUUGGUCUUAGGGCUUUUCUCACUGCUUUGGGUGCGGCCUGUUGUGGAAGCAGUGGAAGCUGUAGCUGCCCUUGUGCUCUUGUCAGGGGUGGUCCUCAGCAUCACAGGCAUUUGCGCUUGCUUAGGUGUACGUGCACAAGAGAGAAAUGGACAGCUAGGACUCUGA